Penaeus monodon (black tiger shrimp) is the source of this 2782-nucleotide messenger RNA. It is a transcript of the gene Phm, whose product is annotated as peptidylglycine alpha-hydroxylating monooxygenase-like. The coding region runs from base 38 to 1111 and encodes 357 amino acids. The record is from RefSeq and is a predicted model, not a curated record. NCBI's taxonomy places the organism in Eukaryota, Metazoa, Arthropoda, Malacostraca, Decapoda, Penaeidae. Gene Ontology annotation, cellular component: membrane; extracellular region. The transcript is spliced from 9 exons. Gene Ontology annotation, molecular function: oxidoreductase activity, acting on paired donors, with incorporation or reduction of molecular oxygen, reduced ascorbate as one donor, and incorporation of one atom of oxygen; copper ion binding. Gene Ontology annotation, biological process: peptide metabolic process.
GCGAGUCACACACCAGUCACCACCAGUUGACGUCGAGAUGGCAAGGCAAGCGGGUGUGUGCGCGGCGCUCCUCGUGGGCGUCUUGGCCUCCUUGGCGGCCGCUGAGUCCUACGAGAAGUUCCCUCUCCUCAUGCCCAACGUGCGGCCAGAGAAGGCCGAGACGUACUUCUGCACUCCGAUCCGAAUAGAUCCCACUCAGGAGUACUAUGUCACCGCCUUCGAACCCAACGCCACCAUGGACACGGCCCACCACAUGCUGCUCUACGGCUGCGAGACCCCGGGCAGCGACGAGGAGGUCUGGAACUGCGGGGAGAUGGCGCUGUCGCAGCCCGGCCUCGCCACGGCCUCCGUCUGCGGGUCCGGAUCGCAGGUGAUCUACGCGUGGGCCCGCGACGCCCCCAAGCUGGUGCUGCCCGAGGGCGUGGCGUUCAGGGUCGGAGGCAAGUCCAACAUCCAGUACCUCGUCCUCCAGGUGCACUACGCCUCCGUCGAGAGGUUCAAGGAUGGCUCUACUGACGACUCCGGUGUGUUCCUGUACUACACAGAGACUCCGCAACCCAAAGCGGCGGGCGUCCUCCUGAUGGGCACGGGCGGCCGCAUCAACCCCAACAGCGUCGAGUACAUGGAGACGGCCUGCACCAUCCAGGAGGACAAGGUGAUCCACCCCUUCGCCUUCAGGACGCACACGCACGCCCUGGGUCGCGUGGUGUCGGGCUACAAGGUCACCAGGAAAGGGUCCGCAGACGAGUGGGAGCUCAUAGGCAAGAAGGACCCGCAGCUGCCCCAGAUGUUCUACCCUGUGGCCAACGACCUCACGCUCACCAAGGGGGACACCGUGGCUGCCAGAUGCACAAUGGAGAGCAAUCGUGACCGCACCACCAGGGUCGGCGGCCGAGGCAGCGACGAAAUGUGCAACCUGUACAUCAUGUACUGGGUGGAGGGCGGCCUGGACCCCCUGCGCUACAAGCCGUGCUUCAGCGCCGGCCCGCCCCUCUUCUACUGGAGCCGCUACGUCAUCCACGGCCGCCCCUUCACCAACAUUCCCGAGGACGCGAGCUUCCUGCCGCCCGAGGUCGUGGAGGAUCACUCGAAGCAGCGGCGCCGGCGAUAGAGAGAUAGGGAGGUGGACUGAUGGAUGGAUAACUGCUUGGAUUUUUUUUUGUUUCUUAUGUAGAGCCAGUUAUCCGUCGGUUCGUUGUCUGGUUUUGUUUAGUGAUUCAUGCAUCAUUAUUUAUUUGUCACUCAUUUAUAUUCACUUGCGUAUUAUUCGUCACAUCCUGAUGCUGAUCGUCCGCAGUUUGGUUGAUCACGUGACUCAGAGGACGUAUCGCGGGCAUUUUCGAAAAAAAAGUAUCUAGUAAAUUGGGCAAUUAUAGAUAUUACUUGUAGCUGUAGUUGGUUUUUACAUUUAGGGGCCUAAAGGAUAGCAUAAGCUAACCUCUAAAUAUUACAUAGAACACUUAGUUCGCUUAAAUUAUCUCGAGGUUAAUGUGACGUCAUUUCACCUCGCGGCGUCACAGUUCACGGUUAUGGCAUCGCUGCGGAAGUACUUGGGUGAUGGCAACACUGCUCCUUCCUGUCAUCCCCGGAACGCCUUUUGAACGACUGUCAUUCCUCUCAGGACUAACCACCUUCUCUUAUUAUUGGCCGCCAGAGGUCGUUCAUUUCCCUGAAUCACGUUUAACUUUCACCUGAUUUUGUCACCACAACCUUGCAUAAGACUUGCGGUGGUCUUCCUUCUUGUCAUUUUCUUGGUUCAUGUUUUCUCGUUCCAUCUCCCACUGUGCCAGGAUUACUUACUUUACUUUAGUUAUGUUUAUCACUAGUUCUUCCUUUUUUCCCCUUCUCAGUUUUUGUCGUUUGUUUAUCUUUUAAUAGUUGUCCUACUUUGGUAUUAUUUCUCCCCUAGUCCUAUGAUUUAUUAUCUCUUCUUCUCUUUGACUUACAUUAUUGCAACUACUUCUUUGCUUUGUCAUCCAAUAUUUUCAUUUACGGCAUUUUAUCAUAUUUAUUUAUCGAUUUAUUUGCUUCUUUCCCCCUUUCUUUCCUUCCUCCCCCUGUCCCCUCCUCGCAACCUCCGCCGUCUGCAGUUCCACCAACGAGGACGAAAUGUGCAACUUCUACGUCAUGUACUGGGCGGCGAAGGAGACGCUGUCGCAGAAGAGCUGCUUCUCCCUCGGCCCGCCCUUCUACUACUGGAAUCGCGGCGGCCUCGGCAACAUCCCCGACAGGGAUGCGUCCUCGCUCCCCGUGGGGACCUCGGCCAAGGAGAGCGGGGUGGCGCCGCACCAGAUUUAGGAGCAGGAGGAGAACUGCUGGUGAAGAAGGUGGAGGAAAACUGCUGGUGAAGAAAGAGCAGGAGAAGCGCUGGUGAGGGAGGAGAAGGUGGUGGUGAUGGUGGUAAGGAGGUGCUGUCGAAGGAACACGAGGAGGCAGCAAAGGAAACACGAGAACACCUGAGGAGAAGAGAGAAAUCAUGAGACCCUCCAGAAUGUCAUACCUUUUUUAGAAAACCUUUGAAUGGAGCGUUUCAAGGACUGCAAUUGCUUAGCCAACAUAGAAUAAACACGGAGGAGGAUUGUCCUGUAGACACUAGCACAAGUAUAUUACUUCUGUUUAGUACAUGGGAUAUUCAGUUUUUUUCUAUCCAGUGUUCUGUUAUCACAGUUAUUAACCUUUGUUAUACAUUGCAGAAAUUUUAUUAUCAAUAACAAAUAAACUUUGUAUUUUUGUUUCUUUGUUACUGGUUUCUUGAUUUAAGAUUAAAACUAUUUAUUGAAAA